Messenger RNA from Anastrepha ludens (Mexican fruit fly), 429 nucleotides. RefSeq lists its product as uncharacterized. The record is from RefSeq and is a predicted model, not a curated record. NCBI's taxonomy places the organism in Eukaryota, Metazoa, Arthropoda, Insecta, Diptera, Tephritidae. The transcript has a single exon. Bases 1 to 429 code for a protein of 142 amino acids.
AUGCAUGAAAUCAUAGAACAAGUUAAAACAGCCGCCUCGAGUUUCCGCAUGAUCACUGGUGAAUUUACGAUAAUAUGCUUCGCAGACGAUGCUGUGCUGACAGCAGAAAACGAAGAAUACCGGCUGAAAUUACUGUUCAAAUUUGAGGAAGUGGCUUUAUCCUUAAACAUACAGAUAUUGGUGGGAAAAGCCAACGCAAUGGUAGUAUCCGAACAGCCAAAAAGAUGCAAGCUGGCGGUUAAUAAUAAUCCCAUAGAACAAGCCAUGGAGUUCACAUACUUGGGUUUACAAAUUACCAGCAGUAAGGAUCUAAGCAAAGAAGUGAAGACUGCGGUAAACAAUGCAGCAACACUUUCUGGCUGUCUAAAACUGCAAUUAGUGGGACAAUAUCGUAGCUGUAACUGUAGUCAUAGCAAUCUGGCGUUCUGA